Capsaspora owczarzaki ATCC 30864 is the source of this 854-nucleotide messenger RNA. RefSeq lists its product as hypothetical. The record is from RefSeq and is a predicted model, not a curated record. The transcript is spliced from 4 exons. The coding region runs from base 78 to 767 and encodes 229 amino acids. Lineage: Eukaryota; Filasterea; Ministeriida; Capsasporidae.
AAAGACUAAGCCGCAGCUCUCCAAGUCCUGGAUUUGACCUUCUUUUGAGUCAUUCUUCCUAUUUUCAUCUCCCGGUCAUGACACACAAGCUGGGCCUGCUCGUCCUGCUCUUGUCGCUGGCGUGCGCCGUUGCACCCGCCGCUGCGCUCGUCUACGAAGCGUGGGCCGUCGACCCCGUCUCCGUCGAGAACCUUGCCUUCAUUGUGUCCGACCAGAAGCCCCUCGCGCCCGGCGGCGUGAGCGUCGACUCUCCCGUCGCCGUCAUCAAUGUCACGAGCUUUGAGGGCGGCUCCAACCAGACCAAGUGCACGGGUGCCCAGCUCAGCACUGGCAUCACUGUGGCCAUGAAGCCUACCGCGACUGCGUUCUCGCCAUUGCUGCGCAUUCAAAGCCACGAUGAUUCUGGAUUCCAUACCCUGAGCGUUGGCCUGCUCGGCAUUAACAUUCCGCUGAACUUUUCGCUUCAGCAGUUGUCACCUUCUGCGCCAGCCAUCUUCUACCCUGGCCAGACGUACAAUGUCAAUCUGAGCUUUGAAAACACCCCGAUCGACACCCCUGUUGGCGUCAAGCCCGUGUGUGUCAACCUCAACGAGCACCAGAUUGUGGCCAAAGUCACAUCGCUCCAAGUCGGCUGGCUGUACUUUGACAUGGUGCAGACACUCAACACGCCCUUCUAUCUGAACGUGAUUCAGCCUGGCGCGACCGAGGCGCAGGAUGUGGUGGUUGCUUCGAUCAAAAUCUGCAUGGUUGCCAACCAGUGCUCUUGAAGUGUGUUGAAGCGCGUUGGCGUGAUUAUUAAAGCAGCAGCUCUUUCUUCUGUGAAAUUGUUUCACAAACAAUCCACCAAGGGCCAG